Messenger RNA from Musca vetustissima, 376 nucleotides. RefSeq lists its product as uncharacterized. The record is from RefSeq and is a predicted model, not a curated record. Lineage: Eukaryota; Metazoa; Arthropoda; Insecta; Diptera; Muscidae. The transcript is spliced from 3 exons. The coding region runs from base 1 to 375 and encodes 124 amino acids.
AUGGCUGGAUUAAUUGACAAAAGAAAACGCAGCAGGGAAGAUGAUGUCUCCUGCGAUUCAACACCAUUAUCGAAACGCAUCAAUAAUUUGCAUUUAUCCAAUUUUGAAGAGGCUGCAGCUGGAGCAGCACCGGAGAACAACAACAAUCAUAUACAGCAGCACAUGUCUAAAGAAGCCAUGAAUAUGCAUCACCAUCAUCAUCAUGCCACAGCUGCUGCAACAAACAAACCUCAUAUGAAUGGUGUACCAAAUGUGGACACAAAUAAUGCCAUGUACCAUCCGGAAUUAAAUAAAUCGGAAAAUCCAUUUUACUAUGAUAAAAAUAAGCUAUUACAUGAACUACAUUUGGAACGUAUGAAACGGUGUACGGUUUAAA